This is a messenger RNA of Cynoglossus semilaevis (tongue sole), 3721 nucleotides long. RefSeq names its product LON peptidase N-terminal domain and ring finger 4 (gene lonrf4). The record is from RefSeq and is a predicted model, not a curated record. The coding region runs from base 30 to 1817 and encodes 595 amino acids. NCBI's taxonomy places the organism in Eukaryota, Metazoa, Chordata, Actinopteri, Pleuronectiformes, Cynoglossidae. Gene Ontology annotation, molecular function: protein binding; ubiquitin protein ligase activity. The transcript has 12 exons.
AAAGCAUCUUCUCUGUCCCCGGAACCGACAUGGCUCUGCUGCUGGACUGCCCGCUUUGUCUCCUCCUGAUGACGGAGCCGGUGACCAUGUCCUGCGGUCACUCGUUCUGCCGGAGGUGCGUGGUCGGCUGCUACCUCCCGUCCAAGUGCCCGGUGUGCAGAGUGAAGCUGAGGCAGAAGGAAGUCCGGGCGACGAGGAACAACGUCCUGCUCAUCAGUGUGGUGGAGAAGUGCUGUCCCGAGGAGAGCAGGCUCAGAAGUCACGUCCAGGACAAGCUCCGAACCAGCGAGUUCACCGAGGCGCUGCGGAUCACCACCGAGGGUCUGCACACGGUCCCAGAUGACCUGGCCCUGAAGUUGUACCGUUCUGAAGCCAACUGUGGUCUGAUGAGGUUCUCAGACGCUCUGACCGACCUGGACUACCUCUGCUGCCUUCACCCAAACUGGAGCGAGGGCUUUUUCCGUAAAGGUACUGUUCUGAUAGAACUGGGUCAGCAGACUGAAGCCCUGAUUCAGUUCCACCGCUGUCUGAAACUUCACGCUGACUUUCUGCCUGCAAAGACCCAGAUCAAACAGAUCCUGGAGGCUGAGGGGGUGACGGUGCCAGAGGACGUGUCCUGUAUCCUGCAGGUGGUGUCCGAGUACCUUAAAGAACCGUGUCCAAUCACCAGCCUGAGUGGAUCACAGGGGCCCACACACACCGAGGGCCUCAAACACACACUGGGGGGAGAAACGGAGAGCAAAGGGAGGAGGGACACACGUCAGGUGAAGCGUGACUCCAGCACCGAGUGCUGCCUCAGCCUCUGCCAAGCUGUUUCCUUCUUGCCUGUUGCUGAGGAUGACGAGGAGAUGAUGAUGAGGAAGGAGGACGGACGUGACAGACGUGAAAGUCGUCACUUUACAGAGAAGUCGCUGAGCGUUCUCACUGUGUCAGACUUCGAGUGUCCGCUCUGCAUAAGGCUGUUCUUCGAACCAGUCACCACUCCCUGUGGUCACACCUUCUGUAAGAACUGCAUAGAGAGGAGUCUGGACCACAACCUCCGCUGUCCACUCUGCAAACAACCACUACAAGAGUUUCUUAAAAACAGGAAGUACAUUCCUACAGUGCUGCUGCAGGACAUCAUGAACCAACUUUUUCCCUCACAGCUGGCUGAGAGGAAACAAGUCCACGAUGCUGAAAUGGCUGAACUGUCCAACCCUAACAAGGACAUCCCUGUGUUUGUCUGCACCGUGGCCUAUCCUGGGAUUUCCUGUCCACUGCACAUCUUUGAGCCUCGGUAUCGACUAAUGAUGCGUCGCUGCAUGGAGACCGGCACCAAGAAGUUUGGCAUGUGCAGCUACGAACACGGCAAAGGGUUUGCAGACUACGGCUGUAUUCUGGAGAUCCUCAGUCUGGAGCUGCUGCCCGACGGGCGUUCUUAUGUGGACACAGUAGGGGGCAGCAGAUUCAAAGUGCUGAAGAGAGGACAGAGAGAUGGCUACCACACUGCAGAUAUAGAGUACCUGGAGGACCUGAAGGCUGAUGGUACUGAGUUGGAGCUUUUGCAGGGUCUCCAUGACAGCGUUUACCAGCAAGCUCAGGAAUGGUACCAGAGACUGGGCAGUCGGAUCCGUGAACAGAUCAACAGACAGUACGGCACCAUGCCUGAGAGGGAGGACGACAUUCAGGCCUCGUCCAAUGGUCCGGCCUGGUGCUGGUGGUUACUGUCUGUCCUACAGUUGGACCCAGCUUAUCAGACCACCGUCCUGUCCCUGACCUCACUCAAAGACCGCCUAGGACACCUGCGUCUUGUCCUGGAGUACUUCUCUCAGAGCUAGACACCGCGGCCCAGUGGACCAGUGGACCCGCUCCACCGCGGCCCAGUGGACCGGCUCCACCACAGCUGGUUGGUUGUCAAGUUACGGUCACAUGGAAGGAGAUUGAAACAUAUAUUUGUACCACAGGGACUGGGAUCUUCUCUGGACUGUAGAGGGACCGGUUUGAAACCCUCAACUCAGAGCUGACGUUUUCAAAGGCACAAAGAUCGUUUUUCAUUUGUUUAACUCAUUACAGAGGAGUUAAAUGAGUUUGGAUUUUCACAUUUUCUUCCCUGUGUGUUAAAGGCUGUGGAAUGACCGCAGGUCUGACCAAAGAUCCAAAGAGUUUUGGUCGUUUGAUAUUUUUAAAUGUAUAGUUACCGAAAACCAACACUGGGUGUCGCUAUUUUACACGAGUAAAAUACACCACCGUAUCUUAAUGGUAAAGUGAAUCAUUUUAACAGGAAUCAACACGGACUAUAUACCAAGUGAGUAAAUCGAACUAUUUUGCUAAAAUCUCUAGUUGAAGAACAAGGACAUUUAUUUUACUUUGGUUCCUUCAACUAUUUAACAGUUCUGGUCAUGGCUGACGUGGUUUGUGCCACUUUACCACUGAGGCGCCAAAUACAGUUGAAUAGUUCUAUUGUCAGACUGAGCAAAUAGUACACGUGUCAAAGUAGGAGUAUUAAAAUACUCGUUUUUAAAAAUAUAUAAAGACCUAAAAAAGACUCGGUGCCAAAGUUUGGACUUGUUUACAUGUUGACGUGAACCUUAAAACCUGAUGAACAAGUGCAUUAUUAAAUUAGACAUUUUAACUACGACUGCAUUUUUAAUACAUUUUACCCGUUUUCAUGGACUGUGUCCCUUCACGACUUCACACAUCUACGUCUUUAGACGCCCCCUAGUGGAAACUUAUUCAAAAGAUGCAUGGUUUCUAUCACCAAAUACUGCAAUAAUAAUGUUUAGCCUUAGAAGAAUCUUGGGAAUGUUUCUUUAACUGAUUCAUUUAUUAGAUAUGUCAAGUCAUGGAGUCAAUGCUCUCAGUUGAAAUUUGGAUUUGAAUCUGUUUGAUCCACAGGCCACGGCUUUGAACCUCCUCUGAAAAUAAUGGCAACAUUCAUUUUUCAGUGCCUUGACAUUUACCAGUGUCCCUGCAAUUCCUCUAGGGGGCAGGCUGUGGUCCUCACCCCAUCACCCUCUCUGUUUAUCAACAACAAAAUUGACUCUUUUUUUUAACGUUUAUCUCCUUAGAAUGUUAAAUCUGUAAUGAUGAAAUAUAUGAUACACGUGCCAUCAUGCAGUCCUGUGCAAAUGUUUUAGGCGGGUUCAUACACAUACAUGUACAUAUACUUCCAUAUACACCUCACACCUCAUUUUUGCAGCCUUUGUCUUUUUUGGGUAUUUAACACUACUUAUUUCUAGUGUGUAUUGACUUCAUACACCCGUCUAAACAUUGACACAGCACUGGAUUUCUUCAUGCUCGAUGAAAACCAAGGUUAUGUUUUUACAUGAUGUAAAUAUGACCAUCAAAGUGUCUGUGCUGGUUUUUAAUCCACCUGUUCAAACGCGCCCUCUUGUGUUUACUGUGGCUGCAGCAUUAAAGGGAGCGUCGACUGUCCACAGACCUGCCUGUCUGUAGGUCUAUGAUGACCUCACAGGGUCAGACCUCUGUCCACCUGACGGUCCUGUGUGGUUACGGCCAGUUUCCUGUUGCUGUGGUUGAACUCUAACUUUGAUUGAAAGGGAUUCAAAGUUGUGUCGAAACGUCCACGCCUCAUGAGCCUCUGUCGUCUGUCACUGUACAGAUAUUUUACUUUGGCCAGUCUUAUUUUUGCACAGUGAAUUGUUUUUUUCCAAACAUCUGUGUUUUGCUUUAAGAACUCUAAGAAUCUGCCCUUUAAAGAAUAAAUGGUGACAAAACUGAA